CCCAUCCGCUAAGUACUGCUGGUCUGCAGCGUCUCUGGCGUGCGCUUCAGUUAGCAACCCUCUUACUGUCAAGCAAGCAGAACACUUGACAACGUGCGCUAGCGCAAGCUUGUAGGAACAACACAAGUGUUCUUCAUCUUUGUAGUACAGAGACAACAGGAACUAUCGAGCUGGUUACAUUAAUCGUAUAUUUCCCAGCUAAUCUUCCAAUAAUAUAGGAUAGCAUAACCGGAGGGAAUAAGGUGCGCAGCAACCAGAAUCGUCUUUAGGACAAGACGUUUAGCUCUCGGACUAGCACUAGCUAUCACUGAUCAGUGUUUUUUGUGGUACUGCUCUCAAUAUACCAAAUAUGACUGCAGAAGAGGUUACAAACGAAGGACAGACUAUCCCCAUUGAAGGAGAAGACAUAACUCCCAAGAAGGAUGGAGGUGUCUUAAAGCUGCUGAAGAAGGAGGGGACUGGUAGUGAGUUCCCCAUGACUGGCGAUAAGGUGUUUGUGCACUAUGUGGGUACCCUGUUGGACGGCAGCAAGUUUGACUCAAGCCGUGACCGCGGCGAGAAGUUCAGCUUUGAGCUUGGCAAAGGUCAGGUGAUCAAGGCAUGGGAUAUCGGUGUGGCCACCAUGCGAGUGGGGGAGGUAAGCCAGCUCAUCUGUAAGCCAGAGUACUCGUACGGAGCAGCGGGGAGCCCUCCCAAAAUCCCACCCAAUGCCACACUUGUAUUCGAGGUGGAGCUCUUUGAGUUCCAUGGAGAGGACAUCAGUCCGGAUGAGGAUGGAGGAAUAAUCAGGCGAAUCCUGACAAAAGGAGAAGGGUACAGCAAGCCCAACGAAGGAGCUGCUGUUGAAGUGAGUAUUGAGGGUAAGUUUGAGGACCGCGUGUUUGAUGAGCGGGAGCUGAAGUUUGAUCUGGGUGACGGAGAUGGCUUAGACCUGCCACCAGCUGUGGAGAAGGCCCUGCAGAACAUGGAGCAGGGAGAGGAGGCCCUCCUCACCGUCAAACCAAAGUAUGGCUUUGGAAGCACCGGGAAUGCCAAAUUCAACAUUCCAGGGGAAGCAACACUGCAGUAUAAAAUCAAGCUAACUAAGUUUGAAAAGGCUAAGGAAUCAUGGGAGAUGAACACGGAUGAGAAGCUGGAACAAAGCACCAUUGUAAAGGACAAGGGCACACAGUACUUUAAGGAUGGCAAGUACAAACAGGCCUCUGUGCAGUACAAGCGUAUCAUCUCCUGGCUGGAGCAUGAAAACACUCUGAAGGGGGAUGAUGAACAGAAGGCCAAAACGUUGCUGUUGGCUGCUCACCUCAACCUGGCCAUGUGCUACCUGAAGCUGCACGAGCACAGCCAGGCCCUGGAGAGCUGUGACAAGGCUCUGGAGUUGGAUGCGAACAAUGAGAAGGCCCUCUUCCGCCACGGGGAGGCGCUGUUUGGCUUGAAGGAAUUUGAGCGCGCCCGGGACGACUUCACACGCGUCACUCAGCUCUACCCCGCCAACCGGGCGGCCAAGGCCCAGGUGCAGGUGUGCCAGAAGCACAUGAAGGAGCAGCACGAGAAAGACAAGCGCCUGUAUGCUGGGAUGUUCCAGAAGUUCGCAGAGAGGGACGCCAAGGUGAGCGAUGAGAGGGAAUCCGCUCCGGUGAAGGCGAAGGAGAACGGAGACGGAGAUGCAAUGGAUGUGGAGGAGAAUGGAGCACAGGAGCAAACUGCAGCAUGAGUGCGUGUCUGACUCUGUGUGUGUGUGUGUCCAUGUCUGUGUGUCUGAGGAAGACAGUGAGUGCGUUUGAAGAUCAGUACUGUCUUUAUUUUUAUCGUUAUUUUUUGUUUUGUUUUGUAUCUGCUUUGAGGCGUCUUAUCGCUGCAAUGGACAGUACUGUACCAGCUCUGUCAUCUUGCUGUGUGUGUGUGUGUGUAUAGAAAGGCAGCUAGCUGGCGUGUGUCUGCUUGAAGGCUUUCAAGGAUGAAAAGGUGAUUAGUCCCAAAGACGGCACUCCUACUGCACUGCCCAUCACUCUCCUAGACCACUGUCCUCACAUAUGAUUGGUUAACUUCCUCCUGACUGACAGCUGGAGGGGAUGCUGCCACUCCACUCCCCUCCGCCCCCUUCCUGCCUAACCUCUUCCCAUAAUGCACUAAACAUGCGCAUGCAUGCUUGCAUUCUUGCUCAUUUGGAAGGUCACAUGUUCCUUUGCUGAAGCCAUUUGAUCAACAAUGCACCCCUCAUACCAUCACCCCACACACACACACACACACACACACACACACACACACACACACUCACACACUGUCUAAUUCCUGAGAUGUAAGGCACUAUGUGGGAACUUUCAGGGUGCUGAGGGUCCCUACUGCUCUCUGUAAAUGUGUGUUUGUUGUGAGAGGAGAAAAUGGGGGGUUGAGUGUGUGAGGAGAGAAGAGCGAUUCUGAAAAUGUAAUCAGAGCUUCUGAGGACACUGCUGGGGUGACAUGACAUGUUUUCUCUGUUGGUGUAUUUUUUUUGUUUUGUUUUCAUUCGUCCUCUUUUGCAAUGUAUAGAUAUGUUCUGAAUUCUAAUUGGUUUGACCGGAGUUCUUUUUUGUUUGUUUGCUUUGCUUUGCUUUGCUUUGUUUUGCUUUUUUUUUACCUUCAGUGUCAAUUGUAAUCUUAAUCAUGAGACUGUAAAUGUUAAUCUAAUGACAAAAACAGACAAACUAUCAAAACUGGACAACUCCAGGGAAUUGGGAAUGAAUUUAUCCUUCCAAUGCAAUUACCAAAUGUAUCUCUCUCUCUCUCUCUCUCUCUCUCUCUCUCUCUCUCUCUCUCUCUCUCUCUCUCUCUCUCUCUCUCUCUCUGUUCUUAAGCGCAGACUCACCCCCAUGGAGAGCCGAACAGUUAGCCUUGCAUAGCGUUGUUAGCGGUUAGCGUCGUAGGAGAAGAGAUAUUGGGGUGUGUGUGUCCCUUGGGCAGACUCGCCUCCCCAGAUGUUCUGAUGUCACAGAAACUUAAUGUGUCACUGAUGGUGAAUAAAGGAUAAAACUUCCA
Molecule: messenger RNA, 3012 nt
Organism: Alosa sapidissima (American shad)
Lineage: Eukaryota; Metazoa; Chordata; Actinopteri; Clupeiformes; Clupeidae
Gene: fkbp4
Product: FKBP prolyl isomerase 4
Exons: 10
Coding region: 350-1711 (453 amino acids)
Molecular function (GO): peptidyl-prolyl cis-trans isomerase activity; protein binding
Source: RefSeq, a predicted model, not a curated record